This is a messenger RNA of Sinocyclocheilus grahami, 4041 nucleotides long. RefSeq names its product mitogen-activated protein kinase 6-like. Lineage: Eukaryota; Metazoa; Chordata; Actinopteri; Cypriniformes; Cyprinidae. Bases 787 to 2961 code for a protein of 724 amino acids. Gene Ontology annotation, biological process: protein phosphorylation. The record is from RefSeq and is a predicted model, not a curated record. The transcript is spliced from 6 exons. Gene Ontology annotation, molecular function: ATP binding; MAP kinase activity.
CACACCACUACCGCUCUGGACACCCUCUGGCUGUCUCUGUCGACCUGCUUUUAACCUCUCCAUACUGGAUACUGUCUUUUUGGAUACUUUCUCUCACUUCUUUGACACUUUUGCAUGGAUUACUGACUUUAAAAAAUGCAUUCCCAGCUGUUGUUGGAUGAAUUCAGCCAUGGGUAUCCCAGUGUAAAAUGGAGGAUAGUUUUGAUUGCGACUGCGGUGAGCUGGAGCCACCUGAUCAUUGAGAAGGAAUAGUCUCACUGAGAUCAUCAACCCUUUCGGUUUCCCCACAUCAGGUGCUUUAAACAGGAUUUAUCACCAUUAACUUGGACCAUUAGUAAUGCUGCUGUUCAGGGCCAGUCAUACACUGAAAACUUCUGCACUGUGACGAUGGUUUUAUAGGUAGUGACUUUAAUUAUUUCAGUUACAUUCAGAGAUAUUUGAUUGGCUUCCAAAUUCAUUCCGUUAAGCCCUAAUAAACAUUGAAAUAAAAAGAAAACUCUCCCACAAACUACGUAAAAAGCUGCUAAAAAGUGCUGUGGAUGAUGACAACAUAUCUCGGCAACAUAUCUGAAUCGGUUCCAAGCAUCUCUCAGAAUACGCUGUAACGGUCGUUCGGGGAAAACGCUCAAGUCUUUGUAGGCUUGAGUGUUUUGUCUUGUGUUUUUUGUUUAAGUUGUCUUUCUCAAAUUAGCUGUAGUAGUUGCAACUCAAGAUCGGCUGCAUAUCAGAAAUCAGAAAUCCUCCCCUCUAUAAUAUCUGCUCAGAGCUGCUCUUGUAGGCAGCAAAAUGGCAGAGAAAUUUGAAAGCCUUAUGAACAUUCACGGCUUCGACCUGGGCCCUCGCUACAUGGACCUAAAGCCUCUGGGCUAUGGGGGCAAUGGACUGGUCUUUUCCGCUGUCGACACCGAUUGUGACAAAAGGGUCGCUGUGAAAAAGAUUGUCUUAACCGACCCUCAGAGCGUUAAACACGCCUUGCGCGAAAUCAAGAUCAUCCGCAGGCUCGAUCACGACAACAUUGUGAAGGUGUUUGAAACGCUGGGGCCCAGUGGCCGGAGGCUCACGGAGGAUGUGAGCUCUCUGACGGAGGUCAACUCCGUGUACAUCGUACAGGAGUACAUGGAAACAGACCUCUGUAAAGUACUGGAACAAGGCUUGUUGUCCGAGGAUCAUGCACGGCUGUUCAUGUACCAACUGCUGCGAGGACUGAAAUACAUCCACUCGGCAAACGUGCUUCACCGUGACCUGAAGCCCGCCAACCUCUUCGUCAACACUGAGGACUUGGUACUGAAAAUCGGGGACUUUGGACUUGCCCGUAUAAUGGACCCCCACUAUUCCCAUAAGGGGCAUCUGUCUGAGGGACUGGUCACUAAAUGGUAUCGUUCUCCUCGUCUGCUCCUUUCCCCAAAUAACUACACCAAAGCCAUUGACAUGUGGGCUGCUGGGUGCAUCUUUGCUGAAAUGCUGACUGGAAAAACACUCUUUGCAGGAGCUCAUGAGCUGGAACAGAUGCAGCUGAUUCUGGAAUCCAUUCCGGUAGUCCAUGAGGAAGACAGACUGGAGCUCCAAAGUGUAAUUCCUGUCUUUAUCAAGAACGACAUGUCAGAACCACACUCGCCACUCGCCAAGUUACUGCCUGGUGUCAGCCCUGAGGCCUUGGAUUUCCUGGAGAAGAUCUUGACAUUUAACCCCAUGGACCGGCUCACUGCGGAAGAGGCUCUUGCACACCCAUACAUGAGCGAUUACUCCUUCCCUCUGGAUGAACCAGUGUCCUUGCACCCCUUCCACAUCGAGGAUGAGGUGGAUGACAUCUUGCUCAUGGAUGAGAGUCACAGUCACAUCUACAACUGGGACAGGUACCAUGAAAGUCAGUUCUCUGAUCAAGACUGGCACCUGCACAGCACCCAUGAACUGGAAGAUGUGCAGCGUGAUCCUCGAGCUAUGUCAGAUGUCACGGACGAGGAGGAGGUCCAGAUCGAUCCACGGAAAUACAUGGAUGGGGAGUGUGAGAAGUUCCUAGAAGAUCCAUCGUUCGACCUCCCCCUAGAGCACUCGUGGCAACAGGAAGAUCACCAUGAGAACAAAUACUGCGACCAGGAGUGCAGCUACACUUGCAACUACAAAGCUGUGUCCCCAUCCUACCUGGACAAUCUGAUCUGGAGGGACAGUGAGGUGAACCACUACUAUGAGCCCAAACUCAUCAUUGACCUCUCCAACUGGAAAGAGCAGCAAAACAAAGAGAAGAACGACAAAAAAAGCAAGACCAAGUGUGAGAAGAAUGGACUGGUCAAGGCCCAGAUCGCCCUGCAGAACCACUGCGUGGCCGAGAAGGAUCGCGAACAGGAAAAACACCAGAACCACAGCCAGGGCUUCGACUUUGACUCGUUUAUCGCCAGCACUAUCAAAAUGAGCCUUCAGCCAGAAUCCGGCGAAGUUGACCUCCUGAAUGAGUUGAACACCUCCGUUUCCCAGCUGGACACCCAUACUCCUUGCGGCUCCAUGUCCAAGUCCAUCAGUCAGGAAAAAGAAGAGAAGUGUCUAGUGAACCUGGCGCAGCUCGGUGUCCGAGCACCCUGUCCUUGGGAGAGUUUCACGGACAGCGACGUUACCGAGAGCAGCCUAAUCGAUGAGGCUUGCUGGGACGUCCGCAAAGACGAGCAGCUCCAGAAGGAGAACAACAGCUGCCAGAGCAGUUACUUAGACCGCCUCUUCAACAUGCGUGAGGAGGUAGAGUCUGAGAUCCCCGAACCUGUCGAGGAGUCCACACCGGAGGAUGACUUCUUAUCCUGCGGUGGUGAGAUUGUCAUUAACAUGCAGCUGGAGUCUCUGGCCAUUCCGGGGUUCGAGGGAGCAGGUGACAUUCCUCUGAAGUCCAUCCAGGCCACGUUAACGCCCUCUGCUGUUAAACUCUCCCCACAAAUCGCCCAUAAAACAUACAGCAGCAUUUUUAAGCAUUUAAAUUAAAAAAUCCACCCUGUUCAAGCAGAGUCCAGCUUAUUUUUUUAUAGAGUUAUGUAUUUCUGUACUUGAAUCUUUUUUCUUUUUACAUAUGGUUACUUUUAAGGAAACUCAUUUCAUUUUUUUUUUUAUCUGUGGAUUAAAUGUAAAUUAAUUCAUUUCGUAAAUUCAUCCAAAGUGCUGGACUGUGUUCCUACACAUGAAAUAUGUUUUUGCCCUUUUCAACUCUGAUCUUGUGUAUAUAUAUAUAUAAAAAAAAAAACUAACACCAUGACAUUUGCACAGAGUGUACUGUAGAUUCAGAAACAUAUUAGGGAAAGACAGAGGAACGACUGUUUAGUAGCGAAAUAGAUGGUUUAUUCAUUUGUAAGCAAAGGAGUAGAGAUAAAGAGGGCGGAAUAAUGCAUUAUCCGUGUGGGAGACGCCGCCAUUGACAUCAUAAUGUGACCUUCUGACUGACAGCCAAUAGGACUGACACAAGCAGUGCGUCUUGGCCUUUCUCUAACUGUUGUUUUAAUUAAGGCUAAUGUAUUUAUUUGACUUUUUUCACCUCAUUUCCAUUUAAAAGCGAAGCCUUUUGUCAUUUUGUUCAUACUGUAAACUUCCUCAAACGUGAUGCCAGCCCAGCAAGCAUUAACUGUUGGUUUGCGAUGCGUUAACUGUAGGUUCGUAAAGGCGUUAUCUACCUCAAGGUAACAGCAGAAGGUUCUGUCUCCCAACUGUAGUGCUUUAAAGAAACACUUGCCCGUUCAACGAUGUAGUGCACAGCGAUUUCUAUUUUUCAUUUUGCAUUUGCCAUAGUGAAGUGUUAAGAUCAUUAUUUAUUUUUAGCAGAUGUGAGAUAUUUAUUUUAAGAAACGUUGUAAUUUUUCAGUGUGAGGCAUUGGACUUCCAUUCUGGUCCGUUUUGGCACUCUGUGUUUAGCUGUGGAUGAUCGCUUAUCCGUUUGAGUUGUACAGAAAUUCAUGAUGUUCUCCCAAGUUCAACCAUUUGCUUUCAUAAGGAUUCACUAUAAGGAUUUUCUUUUUUUUUUAUAACUUAUAGGUGCUUUGUAUGAGUGGAAUACUGCUUUAUGCGCCUAAAAGU